This is a messenger RNA of Erythranthe guttata (spotted monkey flower), 1936 nucleotides long. The record is from RefSeq and is a predicted model, not a curated record. NCBI's taxonomy places the organism in Eukaryota, Viridiplantae, Streptophyta, Magnoliopsida, Lamiales, Phrymaceae.
GUUGUGUGGUAUAUCAAACUAAUGACAUUGCCAUUAAAUAAUUGUAUUGUUGUAACAAACUAAUGAAACUUCCGAAUAAAACUAUCAGGUUCUAGUUAAUGUAUUAUUGCCCUUAUUGUAGCAGUUUGGACAUAUAAAUUUCUCUUCUUCGUUUAGCUAUUUGUAAUUGAUGUGCAUAAGUUUAGCGUAAAAACUUGUUUCGUAACCGUAAAUCCCCGCGCGCCACGUGAAAUCUCGACAAGCUUGUUUCAAUUGAACUGAACAUUUAUUUAAUCAAGAAAUAUCCAUGUGUUAAAAGUUGGCAACUUAUGAAAAAAUUGAAACAAUGUGCAAAUUAAAACAAUUUCUAGGUUUUCGAACAGAGUCACGAUUCAUUAGGUUUUUGUAGUUAAACGCAUAUCAUGACUAGUUGUACUUGUUUGCAGGAACGAAAUUCAGUUUCCGUUUACGUGUAUUUUUCACCGAACAUCUGCUAGAAGAAUAGAGCUAGGACAUAUUCACCACCUCUCGUAUCACAACUUGGCUCGUUUUACGGAUAACUUUUCCAAGAGCAACUACCUCUGCCAUUUCUAAUUCGGCAAACUUUAUCGUGGCAAGAUUGUCCAUGCUGAAUCGACUCUUUUUGUGAUGGUCAAGAUAUGGGAGGAUUCCGAAAUCUACUGCUAUAAACCUGGAGAUAACGAAUCUAGAAUACUGGACGAAGUGAUUUUACUUCGCCAUCAUUUGGUGAUUAAUCAUCCAAACAUGAUAAAGUUGUACGGAUUCUGUUAUGAAGUUGGUCGUCAUCUUGGUGUUGUUUAUGAUUUCAAUCCGUUUGAUUCCGUUUAUAACCUCGUUCUUAAAGAUGAUUUCACUUGGUUGCAACGAAUCAAUGUCCUCGUGCAAUUUGCUUCACUCCUCGGUUUUUUGCACACUAUAAAGAGUCCGUACAAACCUCUCACACUUCGCAAUCUUGAUUGUGCUCAUAUUGUUCUUGACAAGGAUUAUAAUCCAAAAUUAUGUGAUUUUGGUCUCGUAACUGGUGGGAUUUUCCCUGAUAGGGCCAAAUAUAAAUGCCGUCGUGUGAUUGGAAGCUAUGGCUACAUGGAUGUUGGCGCAUGGCUUGAAGAUCAUGCUCCGGAUAAGCCAGAUGUGUUUGCAUUUGGGAAUAUACUUUUGAGUUUGAUUUCAAAGAGAGUUUUCACCGAACAAGACCGGCAAAAUCUUUCACCGUAUGUUUUCAAAUGGGCCUACACGAAGUUUUUGGAAUAUAAAUAUGGUCCAGAUAGUGACUCGGAGAAAGAUGAUUCAGAUCGUGACUCCUCGAAAAAACAUGAUUCAAAUCGUGACUUGAAAAAUGAUGAUUCAGAUCGUGACUCGAAGAAGCCCAAGUUUUCGCUCUUCCACCAAAGUCUAGCAGAGGAACCCGAUUUUGAUCCUUCUGAUGGGCCUAAGAUUACUGCACUCGGAAUGGAUUGCACACAUGAUGAUUUUGGCAAGCGCCCCACAAUGAAGCAAGUUCUAAGUUUUUUGCUCAAUCUCGAAGUUGUGAAGAAAAACAUACCACGUUUUCGCUAGUGUGAAAAUGUCCUCUGAUGGUAACUGAUUUUUGAAUUGACUUAGAAUUACUGUUGUCUAAUUAAUUUAUAGCAUUGAAUCAAUGAAUUCUAGUAAAUGUACAAUUAUUGUUUAGUAAAAGGUAUUUUGUAUAUGUUGUGUUUUGAGGUUAAUAUAAUUUCUGAAUUUUGGUGUUUCAAAAGAGCGGUUGUUAAUAUGUAACCGUUUUACUAUUUUCUCGUUUAAAAGAUUCUUUAUUUGUUUUCGUGGUCGGUUGGAUUUUGUGUCUUUGAUUUUUACUGGUGUGUGCUUAAUCAGGCGAUUUUUUCAUUUAGAUGAGACGUUUUGUUGGUAAGUCAAUUUUGUUGAAUGAUUUACUAACAAAAAUCCAAUGACAUUC